This is a messenger RNA of Phragmites australis (common reed), 937 nucleotides long. RefSeq lists its product as uncharacterized. The transcript has 8 exons. Gene Ontology annotation, biological process: mitochondrial respiratory chain complex I assembly; mitochondrial electron transport, NADH to ubiquinone. Lineage: Eukaryota; Viridiplantae; Streptophyta; Magnoliopsida; Poales; Poaceae. Gene Ontology annotation, molecular function: 4 iron, 4 sulfur cluster binding; NADH dehydrogenase activity. Gene Ontology annotation, cellular component: membrane. The record is from RefSeq and is a predicted model, not a curated record. Bases 108 to 779 code for a protein of 223 amino acids.
UCUUCCUCCUCCUCCUCCACCCGGCCAUCUCCGCAGCCACUAACCCGCAGCCCGGCAGCCCGAUCUCCCUUUCGAUCCGAGCCCAUCGCCGUCGACGUCGCUCCACCAUGGCGGCGCUCCUAGCCCGGCAGGCAGCGCAGGCGCUCCGCGCGAGGCAGACAGCGCGGUUCGGGCCGGCCGCGACGGCGAUGCAAGGGCACCUCCGGACCUACAUGGACGCAGGGACACCCAAGAGGUUCAAAGAGGAUGAAGAGAAAGAACAGCUUGCGAAAGAGAUGGCGAAAGAUUGGAAUGCUGUGUUUGAAAGGAGCAUCAAUACAUUGUUUUUGACUGAAAUGGUCCGUGGUUUGAUGCUCACGCUCAAGUACUUCUUCGAGAAGAAUGUUACGAUUAACUAUCCAUUUGAGAAGGGUCCUCUGAGUCCCCGCUUCCGAGGAGAGCAUGCUCUCAGGCGUUAUGAAUCUGGGGAAGAGCGUUGCAUUGCUUGUAAACUAUGCGAGGCUAUAUGCCCAGCUCAAGCAAUUACAAUUGAGGCUGAAGAACGUGAAGAUGGUAGUCGCCGAACCACAAGAUAUGACAUUGACAUGACCAAAUGCAUUUACUGUGGGUUCUGCCAAGAGGCUUGCCCGGUUGAUGCUAUUGUUGAGGGUCCUAACUUUGAGUUUGCUACUGAAACUCAUGAGGAACUGUUGUACGACAAGGAGAAACUGCUAGAGAACGGCGAUCGUUGGGAGACUGAGAUUGCUGAGAACUUGAGAUCUGAGAGCCUUUACCGUUGAUUUUCUCCUCUCUUGUGAUGAACUGGAUCCAUCAUUUCCCUUAUUUUGGCCAACUAGCCGAUAAAUAAGCAAACUAUGUAUCUUAACCUAAAGACCCUCGGUACCAUCUGUUGUAUUCUGUGCCAGGCUGAAGGUGCACUGCAUGUUCUUUGUUACCA